Molecule: messenger RNA, 900 nt
Organism: Talaromyces marneffei
Lineage: Eukaryota; Fungi; Ascomycota; Eurotiomycetes; Eurotiales; Trichocomaceae
Exons: 4
Coding region: 1-900 (299 amino acids)
Source: RefSeq, a predicted model, not a curated record
AUGAGUGGCCCGUCGUCAGGAGAGUAUUAUAUACUGACUCGUGAUCGACAUGAAAGUCGGCGUCUCGACUCCCAACAUUGCUUCUUCCGUGAGCUAUGCGGCGGCAAACUUAUCCACAAAUCCAUCUCGGGGGAGAAGAUCGUUUCUGUAGCUGAUGUAGCUGCUGGUACUGGGGUAUGGCUACGUGAUGUACAGAGCUACCUCGAUACUACAUACCCCAGCAAAAAUAAGCGCUAUUAUCAUGGGUUUGAUAUAUCAGACGAGCAGUUCCCCAAAGACCGCGGAGAUGGCUCAAUCCAGUUCUCUCUCCAGAAUAUUCUGGAACCAUUUCCAUCUGAACACCAUGGGAGAUAUGACCUUGUUCAUGUCAGAUUGCUUGUAGCCGCUCUCAAAGAACCGGAAUAUAAGCAAGCGGUUGCCAACAUUGCUACUUUAUUGAAACCAGGAGGUCACUUCCAAUGGGAGGACCUCGAUCACAGGUACAUGCUGACAACACCCGAAAAACAAUAUCAAGACCUCCCCAGCAUGGACACCCUACGCCUCUGCAUCCAGGGCCAAAUCGACUGCGGCGGAAGCGACAACGCACCCGCAACCGUUGUAACGGCCGCCCAAUCCGUAGGACUGCAAAACACGACGAGAAUCGACUACAAGACUCGAGACAGACCUGAUUUAUGGCCCAUGACUAAUGACUGGACUGAUAAUGUGUUUGAGACUUUGGCGAGGAUAUUUUUGAAGAAGAGGAGAGAUGCUGCGGCUGCCGCCGAUGAAGGGGAAUUAUGGAGAAAUGAUUACAAUAUUGAGGAGGAGGUUAAAAGGCGCGUGCAGGAUCUCAAGGAUGGUCAUGAGAAGGGGUUUGUUAUGCAUGCAAAUGUGGGAAUGGUGGUUGCGAAGAAGCUGUGA